Molecule: messenger RNA, 759 nt
Organism: Magnolia sinica
Lineage: Eukaryota; Viridiplantae; Streptophyta; Magnoliopsida; Magnoliales; Magnoliaceae
Product: protein neprosin-like
Exons: 4
Coding region: 1-759 (252 amino acids)
Source: RefSeq, a predicted model, not a curated record
AUGUACGGAUCACAGCAUGCCAUGGCUUAUGUGAAUAAGGGGAAGUACUACGGAGCAAAGGCUUCUAUAAACGUGUGGAACCCUAAAGUCAUGAACCCUUAUGAAUUCAGCUUAGCUCAAAUUUGGGUUACUUCCAAUGCAAAUGGUGAUUUCAAUACAGUCGAAGCUGGAUGGAUGGUCAGUCCGGUCACAUUUGGUGACUAUCGCACACGAUUAUUCAUUUAUUGGACGGCAGAUAACUACCAAAGUACAGGCUGCUACAAUCUCAGGUGUGCUGGUUUUGUGCAAACAAGUAAUGAGAUAGCUCUUGGCACCGUUGUAAUACCCAUUUCCAUCUAUGGUGGGAAGCAAUUCUCCCUAUCCAUUCACAUAUACAAGGACAAGAUCACUGGGAAUUGGUGGCUACAAAUAAACAACAAGGUGUUGGGAUAUUGGCCUGGCACCUUAUUCAAAGGUCUAGCAGACAGUUCCAAUUUGAUUGAAUGGGGUGGUGAGAUUAUGAAUUCAAGAGAAGAGGGCCAGCACACCAAGACCCAGAUGGGCAGUGGCCAUUUCCCAAAUGAGGAGUGGUCAAAAUCAAGCUUUAUAAAAAACAUUCAGGUUGUGGAUGCAUCCUACAGCCUCAGAGACCCAGAUUCCCUUACCCCAUAUGCAGAGUACCCAACCUGCUAUGAUAUAAAGGUAGUUCCAAACAAGAAGAGUGAUUAUGGUUAUUAUUUAUAUUUUGGAGGCCCUGGUCAAUCUCCAACUUGCCCUUAA